Messenger RNA from Candoia aspera, 4947 nucleotides. It is a transcript of the gene LAMB3, whose product is annotated as laminin subunit beta 3. The transcript has 22 exons. The coding region runs from base 75 to 3572 and encodes 1165 amino acids. Gene Ontology annotation, biological process: cell migration; substrate adhesion-dependent cell spreading; basement membrane assembly. Lineage: Eukaryota; Metazoa; Chordata; Lepidosauria; Squamata; Candoiidae. Gene Ontology annotation, cellular component: laminin trimer. The record is from RefSeq and is a predicted model, not a curated record.
GUAUCUAUGUUAUCAUCUUUGGCGCUGAAUGUAUGUUUUAUGUCCAUUUAAGGUGACUCUUGAAGCCCAUCAUUAUGUGGAUAUUCCUUCUUCUGGCUUCCCCACACCUUCUGGCUGCACAAAGUUCCUGUCCGCAUGGGGCCUGCUACCCACCUCUGCAUGAUCUUCUUAUAGGAAGAAUCCAUAAUUUGAAGGCCUCCUCCACCUGUGGACUUACCCAACCUGAAAAUUCCUGUACACCAUAUGGGGAAUGGCAAAUGAAAUGUUGCCGAUGUGAUUCCAGAACCCCCCGUGCAUUCAACAGUCACCGGAUAGAAAAUGUCCUCUCUUCUACAGGACACUUGCGGUGGUGGCAAUCUCAGAAUGAUGUGAAUCAUGUUUCUCUCCAACUAGAUCUAGACAAUAAAUUUCAGCUUGCUAACCUCCUGUUGGACUUCAGGAGUCCUUUGCCAGGUGGCAUGGUGAUUGAGCGUUCUACUGAUUUCGGCACAACCUGGAAGAUCUAUCAGUACUUGUCCACUGACUGCUCUGCUUCAUUUCCCUGGAUCCACAAGGGCUUUCCUCAGACCUGGCAGGAUAUCCGUUGCCAGGACAUACAGACUCAACACAGACCACCUCAAAAUGGGGGAAAGAUUGAAUUCAACCCCAUAAGCCUUGCAUCUGGGAUGAAGACAUCUCAAAGCCAACGAAUUAACAAUCUGGCUGAAUUCACCAACCUGAGAAUCAACUUCACACAGUUGUCCCGCUUUCCACAUCAGGGGUACCGCUUACCCAGUGCUUUCUAUGCCUUAAAUGAGAUGCAGGUGCAAGGGAGCUGUUUCUGCCAUGGGCACGCAGACCACUGUGCUGCCCCUGAUGCCUCUUCUGGAGAGCCCAGUGCUAUGGUUCAUGGGCAUUGUGUGUGCCAACACAAUACUGCUGGGCCAAACUGUGACCACUGUGCAUCCUUUUACAAUGAUCAGCCAUGGAGACCUGCUGAAGAUGAUAAUCCUAAUGAAUGCCUUAGAUGCAAUUGUAAUGGACAUUCCCACAAAUGUCACUUUGACCGAAGUGUAUACCAAACAAAUGGGGGAAUGAGCGGGGGUGUGUGUGAAGAUUGCCAGCACAACACAGCAGGGAGGAACUGUGAACUUUGCAAAAUAAAAUUUUUUCGUAACCGACGGUAUGAUCUUAGUCAUCCAGAGGUCUGCCUACCUUGUGAGUGUGAUCCAGAUGGCACUGUUCCUGAUUCUAGCUGUGACCCCACAAAUGGUCGUUGCAUCUGCAAGGACAAUGUGCAAGGAGACCGUUGUCAUCUUUGCAAGCCUGGCUUUACUCAGUUGACCAACUCUAACCCCCGAGGUUGCAGAGAGUGUGCCUGCAACAUCCUGGGCAGUCGCAGCCACGUGCCCUGUGAUGAUGAAACUGGACGCUGUUUCUGCCUCCCUAAUGUGGUGGGAGAGAAGUGUGAUGAGUGUGCUGUGAAUCACUGGAAAAUUGCGAGUGGCGAGGGCUGCUGGCCUUGCAACUGCCACCCUCAGAAUUCCCUCAGCCUUCAGUGUAACCAGUUUACAGGGCAAUGUCCAUGCAGGGAAGGCUAUGGGGGACUGACGUGCUCUACUGUUGAAGUACAGCAAUGUCCAGACCACACAUUUGGAAAUGUUAGGACUGGAUGUAGAGCUUGUGACUGCAAUUUCCAAGGCACAGAAGUAAUGGGCUGUAACAAACUGACAGGCGGCUGUCUUUGCCGCUCUGGCUUUACAGGCCUCCAGUGUGACCAGUGCCAGCGGGGCUACUGUGGCAACUAUCACCACUGUGAGGCGUGCCAUCCUUGCUUCCAAGCCUACGAUGAUGACUUUCAAAGGUUUGGCUUUCGUCUGGCGGCUUUGAAAAAUUCAACACAGAAGUUGCAGGUAGGGAUGAUGACCUCUGGCUUCAGUACCCGCCUCUUAGAAGUGGAAAGAAAAAUUCAGCACAUUCAACAGAUGUUGGAAAAUCCCCUAAUUACUGAGCAGGGACUGGACCAGGUAGCCAACACCAUUGCUACGGUAAGGCAGACCAUUGAAGGUUUAAGCUCUGAAAUACUUGUUAUGGAUGAAGACUCCUCCCUGUCCAUAGAUAUGGAUGCUCUUGAUAAAAGCCUGCUUCUAAUCACUGUACAGUACCAAAACAAGAAGGCCCAGUUUGAAGCCAGCCGCAGCAGAGACCUCUCAGGAGCAUUCAAGACUGUCAGAUCUGCAUAUCUCAUAUCCUCCAAUGCCAGUAUACGCAUAGCUGGUUCUUCUGGGCUGCUUGCUCGGACUCUGGAAAACAGGAGAAAUGCUGAGGAGCUUGAAAGUGGUCUUACAGGCCAUGAUUCAGGACUGGAAGUACUGCAGAAUAAAAUGACUGUCACACCAAACUUGACUCCAGUAAUUAAUAAGAUUUGCAGUGGUGUUAGAUCAGAAGUUUGCACUCCUAGGGAAUGUGUUGGAAGUCUAUGUCCCCAUCAAAAUGCAACUGAAUGUGGCCCAGGUCUGAGCUGCAGAGGGAUCCUUGCACUUUCCAGCAGUUCCAUCCAGACUGCCAGGAAAACCACCCAGGAAUUCCACAAUUUAAAUAGCCAACUGCAGGAGACUGAACAAAUGAUCAGAGCUGCUGAAAUGGCUUCCAGCAAGAUUCAGACUCAUGCCCAAAAUCUGAGAAAUCAAAUGAGCACCAUUAGGACACAGAUAGAGGCAGACAUCCAGCGCACUCAGCAGUUCAUCCGCCAAGUUCGCAACUUCCUAUCAGAUCCAGAUGCUGAUGCUACCACCAUUCAGCAAGUCAGCAAUUACAUCCUGUCCCUUCAUCUUCCAACUGACACUGGCACAAUUCUCAGUAAAAUCACUGAGAUUCAGAAUUUGAUUACUAAGCUGCAGUGUCCUGACAGCAUCAUUGCCCAAACUGCUAGGGAUAUAGCUAUGGCCAAACAGCUUCAGCAGGAGGCUGAAGAAGCCAGAAACCAGGCCAGUACUAUUGAGGGCAAUGUAGAUGGUGUGCUGCAGAAAUUGAAGCAGGCAAGCAUAGCACUCCAAGAAGCUGAACACACUAUCCAUGGCUCUGCUUUUCCCCUCCAGAAUAUCCAAAAUCGCCUUGAUGAAAUCCAGACUAUCCUUAAUCCAGCUCAGGAGAAUGUGCGGGAUAUCACCAAUCAGCUGGAUAGCUUCACUGAGAGACUUUCCCAGUUACAGCACAAAGCAAGCCAGAAUCAGUUAUUGGCUGCAGAAGCUCAGCAGCAAGCAACAGAAGCCAGUGAGCAAGCAGAAAGCACUCAGCAGGUAUUUGAAGAAUUGAAGGGCAAAUACAUGGAACUGAAGGGGCGAAUGGGACAAGGGUCAAAUCUAGGAGCCCAAGGAGAGCGAAUUCAGAGUGCCCACACAGAGGCCAACACAUUGUUGAAAGAAGCCUUGAAUAUGAUUGCCAAAAUGGGAGCUUUAGAAACAGAGCUACAAGAGAGUAACAAUGCAUUCAUCCGCAAGUCAGCCAGGCUGGAAGGCCUGGAGAAGAAAGUGGAAACAAUUCGUGAUCAUAUCAGUCAACGAGUUGCCUAUUAUGCCAGAUGCACAGAUUAGAACAGUUUCUGCUCCUUUUCUGACCAAUCCUUCCCCCUGCCUAAUUUAUCGAGUUUUCCUAUCUGCAAAGAAAAUAUAUCUCCCUUUUAUUAAAAAGCUAGCUUCGAAUCAUCGUAAUAAGUCAAGCUUAAAAAAAAAACAGAAGUGGGUGUGUCAGUUUAUUUGUUGUAGUGCUCUAAGACUCUUUUAUAUUUAGAAUUAAUCUCUUGAAUUCAAACUUUCUGAUGGCUUUUUGUUUAAUCAGGAGAAUCCAAGCAGAAUCAGGAUUCAAGCAAGAUUAGGAAAGCUAUAUAAACAAACAAUGGCACCUGUUUCUUAGGUCUCAUAGCCUAUUAGAAGAGGGUUUUUUUUAUUUUUUAGCCACCACUGGUUCUUUUUACCAACAUAAACAGUAGUUUGCAGAUAAACUGCUGCAGGAAACAAAUCUGACACUGGAGGACUGGUGACCUGUAUUACUCUAUCAAUAACUAUCAGGCAUUAAGAACCAACAAACUUUAUUGAACAAUAGAUAUUACAUACACUAUUCCAGAACUGACAAGCAGAAAUUAAUUUCAUCAAUAAAGUAUAGAUGAUGCUCCCUUCUGUCCUGUGGAAUCUGCCCAUGAGCCUCAAGCAAGCUGUGCUGUAACAAAUGGCAAGUGUCAACAAGCAUUCUUAGCAAAUUGCUCCUGUAUCAUGAAUUAAAGCACCACAAGCAAGCCAGCAUGGGAUGUUUUCUGCUUCAACCAACUCCCCCACGUGGACUCAACACAAAAACAACAUUGCACACCUUGCAAUUGUUAUUUAUUCCACUGAAUAAGCACAGGUGUACAAACAUACAUCCCCACCCUCCCCACAAAGGAAAAAGAAACACUUUUAUCUGAUAAUAUAGAUUAACCUAUUGAUUACAGAAGCCCAGAACCUUUCUUUAAGAAUAAUGUUUUCCUGUUGAUAUGUAACAACCCUCUAAUAUUUUAAGAUAGUUGCACCAUAUGACCCCUCAGUUCUAUGGAUGUGCUUUAUAGAAAAGAUUGGCUGUGGGCAUCGGGGAACACAGUUGUCCCUGGCAUUGUUCAAGACAGGCUUUCCUUCCUUGCAUGGUUGAUAAUUGACCGUGAAGUUUUGAAUAAGGGUAUCAAGCAGCCCUUCUGAAAAGAGAGGAGAAAAUUAGAACUCUUAUAUAUAAUGUCCUUUUAAUCAGAAAACAGUUUUCCAGUAAAUCUCGGUUUGUUUUGAAAAAAAGAUUUGUAGAGAUUUGUCAUUCUCAUCUCACAGAUUCUGAAGGAUAGUAAGCUGCAAAAACUAUAUAGUUUUAUGCACAAUAUAAUAAUUUCAAACUGAAGGUUGUUCAAGCCUCUGUUUCUUUUUUGCCUAUUAAACUAAUCUGAUUAGCAGA